GUCGAUAUCACUAAGCCUUGUCAAAUGGGUCCCCCAAAUAGCGAAGAAAUCAGCUCAGCUCGCAUCCCACACCGAACAAAACACCAGCGAACUCUACCACCCAAGCUCAUCCAAAUAUCUCCACCCUGCAUCUCCGACGGACGAGCCUCUCCCCUCACAACUUACCAAUUGCUUAUCCCCUCUCCUCACGCCGACAGCCCCCACCUCCUCCCCAUCGAGGCGUGUGCCGUCGCCUCCUUACAAGCUACCCACAAACCACCAAAAGUGUAUGCUGCUGCCUCCCCUGCAUUAGCUCUUACACACAACCCAUUCCCAAAUAGAUCAAUUAAGCUUUAA
Messenger RNA from Dovyalis caffra, 336 nucleotides. The record is from the annotation of a GenBank genome assembly. NCBI's taxonomy places the organism in Eukaryota, Viridiplantae, Streptophyta, Magnoliopsida, Malpighiales, Salicaceae.